Messenger RNA from Naegleria lovaniensis, 933 nucleotides. RefSeq lists its product as uncharacterized. The record is from RefSeq and is a predicted model, not a curated record. The transcript has a single exon. The coding region runs from base 1 to 933 and encodes 310 amino acids. Lineage: Eukaryota; Heterolobosea; Eutetramitea; Acrasida; Naegleriidae.
AUGUUGCCUUCAUUCCAUCCAGCAAAUCCUUCCCUCGAAAAUACUCAUGAUCGGAUGGAUUUUACAAAAAUUCCUCACGAAUUAUUGCCAUCCAUUGCACUAUUUCAAAUAGACUCUCCCAAGAACAUGUUGAUGUGGUUUCUGAUUCAUCCCAAACUAUUCUAUGAAAAUAUGUAUGUUCGGAAACAAUUGACGGAUCAUCUCCAACGCUUAUGGUUCAACAAGUAUUACCAAGAAUAUUAUUUAUGGAAUGGCAGUGGUGGCCAUAGUCAUGGUCAGGAUUGUAAUAACGAAAAAAAUCGACACCACAAUUCCGAAUUAAGAAGAAAUAAUUUACAAGUACAUUUAAAAGAAUUAUUUCAAUUACGUGUCAUUUGUCAAGGAGUAAAAACAGAACAUCUUCUUGCAUUGCAUAGAGGAACCAUACUGCAAAUUGAAGAUAAUUGGGAAGCUAUGAAUCGAUGGAUUGGUGAUUACAUGUCACUUUCAACAUUAUUUCAAAUGAAAUUUACACUCCUCACAGAUUUGUGUUCAGUAUACAACGAAGACUACAAGUGUCACUUGUUGAAAAUGAGCUAUGCCUUUAAACCAUGCAAUAGCUCGUUGGUAGAGGAGCAUUCUGUAAAUCUUAAUCAAAUAACGUCGUACAGGGUUUGCAUACAUAUUCAUUUUGAAAUCAGGACUAGUAUGAGCUUGGGGUCGUUACAAGAUGCGCCUCGAUCUGUGUUGAUGGUGACCACAACUAGUCAGAAAAUCGCAUGCAAACAGUUCUUGAUUCAGGCUGAUUCCAACGAUUUCAAGAAAGGAAUAUUGGUUUUCAUUGGUGAAUUCUCUACCAAUGUAAUGCUUAAUGGUAAUAGUUUGCCCUUAAAAUUCAUGUAUGGAGUUUCAGGGUAUACUUAUUCAGAGGAGUUUUAUUUGGAAUUAAAAUGA